Mya arenaria is the source of this 1502-nucleotide messenger RNA. RefSeq lists its product as uncharacterized. The transcript is spliced from 6 exons. The coding region runs from base 125 to 649 and encodes 174 amino acids. The record is from RefSeq and is a predicted model, not a curated record. NCBI's taxonomy places the organism in Eukaryota, Metazoa, Mollusca, Bivalvia, Myida, Myidae.
UGAUUCAUAAAUAAUUGGUUUCCCAUUUUUUUAGUAUUUAACAAAGCUGCACUAACACGAACAAGAAAUUCAUAUAUUAACAUAUAGCAACGAUAACAACAGGACAUUGUGUGGGAAUCACAAAAUGGACAUAGUAGGAGGAGACGAAAACGAUGCCACUAUGGCGGAAGAGAGCACUACAGACCAAAAUACUACAAGGCAGCUCUUCGUGCCGCUGAACACAGACGUGAUAGACAGCAUUCCAAGUCCUGAAAUUUCAGGUCACACUUCGGACAUUAGCCACCAACCAGUCAGACAGACAACAGAUGGUCAGAUAUUUCAAGUGUACCGCCUUACCAAUGUCCGUUAUGAACAGUCCCAGACUGCAACUGGUGUCGCAGGAGCAGUUUCCUCCGGCUACCAGUCAGGUGGCAUCCAAGAAAGUGGGGCUAUCUUUCCGACAUAUGCUGGAAUGAGCGGACUCCAUACUACAGGGCCGGUCGUUGACCUAAGUAAGUGUUGCCUUUGUCAACAUCGUAACUUUCGGGCAAGCCAAAAGCCAUGUGGUCACUGCGUAUGUGAGAACUGCUGUGUGGGACACUCCUUUCAGCCGUGUAAACGAUGUGGUCGGAUCGUUACAGAGGUUUGGGCCAUGGAUCCGACCAUCUGAAAAUUAAAAUUUGAGGGCCAGCCGUUGACCUGCGAAAGCAUCGUCUGUGUCCAAAUCGGAACAUUUGGGCCAGCCACUGCGUGGACACUGCAUUUGUUAGACCUGCAUAGUGAGAUAAGCCUUUGUGGUGUUUAAAAGAUGUGGUCAGAGUGUUACAGAGGUGUUAGGCCAGGGACCUCACAAAAUGACAAGAUUAUUGAACACAACUAUCAUUUACAUGAAAGUGCCAUUAAACCAGGCCCCAAUAUCACGAAAAUACUUAUUAAAAAUAAGUCAAAUCUCAGUCUCAAUCUCAACUCAAUUUACCACAUUAAAGCAAAAUAUUAUUCAAAUUCUUGCAUGUUUUUAUUCUUUUUGAAAGCUUAUUGUCUCAAAGAAUGUGUUUUUGAGAGAUUUUGACUUUAUUUCAAAGAAAACUUAUUCUACAUUAUUAUACAGCAAAUUAUAUACUUGAGCUAUUAUUAAAAGGCAAUGAAUUUUACUCAAGUACAUUUUUGGCUGCAGAAUAUUUUUCCUUUGGAAUUUUGACAAAAGGUUUUAAUCAACAUAUUCAAUGAAAUCAUGUGGUUUAUAAAUAUGCAAAAACAUAUAUUGUUUUCAAUAAAUGUUGAUGUUAUAUGGUAAAAUGAGUUGAGAUUGAGUUUAAGAUUUGACUUAAGUAUGUUUGUGAUAUUGGGGCCAGGUUUAUGUUUAAACUUUCUGCUACUGAGCUUGUUUCUGUAGCUUUUCGCAUAAAUAAUGAAAUUCUUAUUGUUGAACACACACAAAAAAUGUUCUUUUUGCGCUGUCAUUAUAAUCAUUUAAAUCCCAAUGUAAAAUUACUAGUUUGUAAAUAAAGUCAUAUCGGAGUUGA